This is a messenger RNA of Phalaenopsis equestris, 1953 nucleotides long. RefSeq names its product coiled-coil domain-containing protein SCD2-like. The record is from RefSeq and is a predicted model, not a curated record. NCBI's taxonomy places the organism in Eukaryota, Viridiplantae, Streptophyta, Magnoliopsida, Asparagales, Orchidaceae. Bases 128 to 1756 code for a protein of 542 amino acids. Gene Ontology annotation, biological process: cytokinesis by cell plate formation. The transcript has 17 exons.
UCUUCUGUGGGUCCCCCGCGGACCCGGAUACUAUUACGUCUAUUUUUCGGUUUUGAGAUACAGAGAGAAGGAACCAUUGAGGAUCGAUCUUUCUUUCGAUCGGUGCGUAUUUACGAUUUGAAGUUUCAUGGAGAAAGGAGAGUCGUCGAGCCCGGUAUACGAGCGGCAGAAGAGCUUGUCGGGGUCGACGACCGGCAACCCUACGUCUCCAAUAAUGUCUCCGAUGAACCGACACGUCCGAUCAGGAUCCGUCGGCAUUGUUAAUUUCCGGCGAACGCAGAACUCAGCGGCGCGAGCAGCUGCUCAGCGCCUCGCUCGCGUAAUGGCACACAAGCAAGCCGAAGACGAGAGCAGCGAAGACGACGAUGUUGCCGCUUUGCCGCCGAUUGAGCUUUCCACUCCACGUCGAGCUAAUCGGUUACCCUCCCCUGCGAUAGGCCAUUACAUUCCUGAUCAAAUUCCUGUUCAAACUACAUCAAUUGGUCGAUCAACCAUGUCAAUGAAGCCAAGUCCGAUGAUGCCUCCCACUAAGCCAUCACCAAAGCCAAUUGCUUCAUUACCAUCAGAGGCUCCAACUGUUGUCCGAAGAGAGAAAAGGAUGUCGCUUGAUUUUGGAAAUUCAUUUACGAGAGAGACCGCUCAUUCAUCACGUUCAUCUUCUACUCUUCAAGACGAGAUUGAUGCACUGCAAGAAGAAAAUGAAAAUAUACUUGAAAAGCUUCGGCUUGCAGAGGAAAGGUGUGAGGAAGCGGAGACAAGAGCUAAACAACUUGAGAAGCAGGUUGCUUCUCUAGGUGAAGGGGUAUCUCUUGAAGCUCGUCUACUGAGCAGGAAGGAAGCUGCAUUGCAACAAAGAGAGGCUGCUUUGAAAGCUGCUGCUAUUCAAAGAAGUGUUUCAAGGGAUGAAGAGAUUGCAGCUCUUCAAAUUGAAGCAGAAAGUGCAAAGGAAAAAGUGAUAGCUGUAGUUGAACAUCUUCUGGAUGCAGAAUCUGAAAUUAAAUCCCUACGAACAGCGACACAGAAAAUGAUUCUAAAUCAAGAAGAGAUGGAGGAGUUGGUUCUUAAGCGGUGUUGGCUUGCUCGUUAUUGGAAAUUAUGUGUUCAGCAUGGCAUUCAUUCGGAUAUAGCUGAAGCCAAGAAUGAUUACUGGUCAUCUCUUGCGCCACUUCCUUCAGAAGUUGUGUUGUCUGCUGGUCAGAAAUCAAGAGAAGGUCCUUCAUCAGCAGGCAAAGCUGAUCACGAGGACAACCACAGAGUCACAUUUGGGAUAAUUGAUCCAAACUGGGAAGAAAACAUUGAAAGCAUGCUUUUGGUUGAGAAAGGCCUGUGUGAACUUGUAUCACUUAAGGUGGAGGAGGCUGUCCUACUGUCAAUGGCUAAACAUCGAGGCUCAAAUAUUAAAGGGUCAUUGUUUUCACAAGAAGGGUCAAAUCCUUUAGAAGCUUUUGAGUUGAGCCAGGAGGAGUGCGCAGAUGUUCAAUUCAAGCAGACAAGUUUGGAUUUUCAGGCCUGGUUGACUUAUAUUUGGAGAAGAGUUAAGAAUCAUGGUCUGGAAGAGGAUAUUGCUGAUGAUCGUUUACAGUUUUGGAUUGAUAAUGGCGUACAUUUGCCGAAUUCACAGGAUGCCGUGGAAGUGGAGCGUGCAUUAUGGGAGUUAAAAAAGUUGGGAAUUGAAUCCCAACUCUGGGAGGCAUGCCGUAAAGGGGUGAACGAAGACUCGAGUCAACAUGGAAGCUCAACUCCAUCAGAAAUUUGAGUUCAUUUGGCUGUCAGUAUAUUUCAUGGUGAUGAAUUCCAACUCUUCUGUUAGUUAAUUUCCAAAAAUCAAAUUGGAUGAGAUUAUCUUAUCAGGGGCCCCUUGAUUCAGAUCAUAUAUAUGUUAUUAGUAGUUACUUCAAUUUUGAGAUCAAUAAAAUUUUAUUCAUUCAUUCAUUUAUUGUUUUAUUUCUUGGG